AUGGCUGUUCUCUAUGGAGCUCAAGCAUUCUUUAUCUUUGAUUACAAACACAUCAGCGGACAACACAGUGGUGCAGGAGAGGCAGAUAUGCACAGUGUUGUGAAGAAGAUGAUGCCCACCUUCAGUGCAGGUCAGAUCUUUUCCAGCUUGAGUGACGAUGAAAAACCAAACAGUUCGUUGUAUCAGUGUACUCUCUACAGUGAUGUAGACCAUGUCAAUGGCUCCAUGACGUAUGACAAAGCUCUGCAAGUCUAUGAAACUCUCCCGAAGCACCUUGGACAGCAAGGAGAGAAAGCAGUGCCUCUGUACGCUUGGCUCUAUCCUGUGAAGAAUCUGGGACUUUCAGUUGAAACCACGCGCCUAUUUUUCACCAAGGCAGAGGGAGUGCUGGACCAUCUGAGGCAGGCCACCAUGAGAUGCCAGGAGAUGAUGACAGACUUCACCAAUGGUUGUGUGAUGAAAUGGUUUCCUGAUCUGACGUAUAAACUGUCUAGAUUAUCAGAGCUUCUGCAGAAGUACCAGUCAGAGUUUAAGAGAAAGCUGUCCAUGGCAGUAAAGACCAUGAGAGAGAGUGAAGGGGUGGAUGAAAACCGACUGAGAGACAUUCUCCAGAACCAUGACCAGUCUCCGUUCUGUCCUCAGUCUAUACAACUGUGGCUAAACAACAAGGCAGCAGAGGUGAAGGCUCUGAAUGACUGUAAAACAAGAAACAUCCCCAUAAUGAAAUCUCAGGAAGAGCUGGACGGUGUCCUCAGAUCCUCAAAGGACAGGCUGUUGUGUUUCACUCUGACCUCCCUGGAGGAUGAAGAUCCAUUCCUCUCCACCAUGAAGCAGCACAAACACUCUCUCCAAGAGAACACUGUGAACCAAACUGAUCUCACUGGACAGCAGGAGACACACUCUGUUCCAAUGGACACCGUGAACCAAUCUGAUCUCACUGGACAACAGGAGACACACUCUGUACAAGAGAACAUCAUGAACCAAUCUGAUCUCACUGGACAGCAGGAGACAAAGCGACCAUUCAAACCUCCAGAUUUAACUCAGAAAAUACAGUCUGACCUUUGCUUGUUCACCAAAUCCUAUGAAGACAGCGGAGAUGGAGAGAGCAUCAAGUUCAUAGCAGCAGUUAUACCAGAUAUCAGUGUUCCUGGAUCCUCCAUUCGUCUGUAUCAACAAGGCAGUCUCAUCACCACCAACUUCCAGCUGGGAUUAGAACCUGAUCCAUUCCAGGUAGCAGAGAUAAAACAGAGCCGUGUCCUCCUGAAGUUUCCACAGUCAACCAUCAGAAGACCUGAGAGGUACAGAGUAGAGUACAGAGUCAUGACUACUGGUGUUAGCAAGGUUAGCAAACGGCCAUGGAAUGUAGUAGACACUCUGGCUCCUGCAGGAACCUGUCUGGUGCCAGGUUUGAAACCGUGCACACUGUACCAGAUCAGGUACUCUGUUAUAGAACACUCUGGUAUGAGUGACUUCAGCAAGGUCAUCGAGGUCAUGACCCUGAGAUCCCCACCUGAACAGCUGUUCGUGAAUCGUCUAGACAAGGAAACCGUCAAAGUGACUUGGCUCCAGCCUGAGUGUGAUGAUGGUGCCUCUGUACUCCACUACAAAGUAGACUAUAAAGAGUCAGGACUGGAGGGCUGGUCUACCAUGGUAACAGAGGGACCUGAAUGUCAAUGCAUCAUAACUCUGAACCUCAGUACCUGCUACAGAGUCAGAGUGUCAGCUGUCUAUGGAGGAGGAGACACCAGUGAACCCAGCAGAGAGACAGAUGUCCCAGUCAAUGUAUGGUCCAUAGACCUCUCAGAGAGAAAGGCCUCCCUCCUCCUAGAAGUGCUGAAACUCCAACCAGAGAAGAAACCAGUAAAGCUGAAGGGCUGGUCAGAUGAAGAGAGUGAAGUGAGGAGUUUCCUUCAGUGUCUGCCCUACAUCUCACAGCUGAGUUUCUGUCCAUGGAGGUCUGAUCCCUCAAAGCAGAUCAAGUUCCUGGUGGAUCUCCUGUCUCAAGCAGCAGAGUGGGAGGAGCAGACAGGAGAGAAGACACUGAAGCUGGUAUCAUCAGUGUGGACUUACAGCACCUUUCCUUUUCCCAAUGGAGACAAUUCUGAACAGAGUGAUUUCCUGCUGGAUCUGUACUCACAUGUGAAGGACUAUGAGACUCAAACAGGCAGGAGUGUCCUUCCAGCAUUACAGCCAGUUUACCAGUCAGCUCCUGCAGUCUGGUCCUUAGACCUCUCAGAGAGAAAGGCCUCCCUCCUCCUAGAAGUGCUGAAACUCCAACCAGAGAAGAAACCAGUAGAGCUGAAGGGCUGGUCAGAUGAAGAGAGUGAAGUGAGGAGUUUCCUUCAGUGUCUGUCCUACAUCUCACAGCUGAGCUGUGGUGAUGACAGGUUCUUCCAGACUGUGUGUGAAUCCAUCCCUGUGAGGUCCAGAGAGGAGGACCAGCAGUUGGCCUCUCUCCUCCAGGCCUUGGGCUCCACCCUGUCACUGGGAGGAGAGUUACCCAGGAAAACCUGCAGGUCUGUGGGGAGAGUCCUGGGUCUCUGUGCCUCCAGAGUGGACCUCACUCUCACCCCCAGCAAGAUCUCUCUCAAAGGAGCCUUACUUCUUUUGAGACAUGAGUCAAAGCUCCACAAGCUCAGGCUGAGUGUGGGUAUGGCAGUGAAACUGUCCAGACUGGUUAGGAGGACAGGGAGAGGUGCUACUCCACUGACUGUCCCAGAACUCUCCCUGGUCCUAAAGAGCAGCCAGCUACCAGAGAGAGUGUUGUCCAGGGCUCUGAGUAGUGUGGCGUCCCUGCUGAGACUCUGGAGGGUUCAGUGUCUGGACCUGACUGAUUUCCAGAUCCAGGGUCACUCUCUCAUCACACUGCUGUGUCACCAGGGACCUCUCUCUCUCAGACUGAACUCAGACACUCUGCAGCAGCUGACUGUAGUUGUGUAUGAAGCUCAGGACAAGGACUUGACUCAGUGGUUCCUGGAGAAGGUUGGUGGAGACCUGACCUCCUGCAGGCUGGACUGGGAAGUGCUUCUCUCUCUGCUGCAGCAUUCAACCCACAACAUCACUGUGGACCUCAGGAAGAACCGGCUUCUAGAGAAGAACAUCUCAGAUCUUCUCCCCUUUCUGGGAAGGGUUACUCUCAAGAGGUCCAGUUCCAGCUUUGUAAAGUCCUCCAUCAGACACAUCUAUGACAGUAGAGACAGUGACUGUGUGUCCAGUUUGUUGAGGUCUUCAGACCAUUGGAUCAACCUGAACAGCAGAGAGCUGGACAGAGUGGACUGUACUGCUCUGUGUUUUACCCUGCAGCACAGCCACCAAGUCAAAGUCAACCUGCUGUGGACCUCCAUACCACCGGGGGAGAUAGAGAGCAUCCUGCCUCUUCUGGACAGAGUCUCCCAACUCAGUGUUGACAGGAAGUUACUGUUGAGUUUCCUCCAGUGCUGUGUUGCCUCUCAGGUCCAGGAGGGGGCACCAUCACCACCAACAGCAGUAUGGCUGCUCAGGUCUCUGCACUACAGGCUGGACUUCUCCUGCUCUUCCUCUGUGGACCUGUUAGCUCAAGACCAGAGGGAGGCUCUGUGUCUGACCACUGACCACUGCAGGGCCAUCAACUCUGUUCUGAAGCAGAACCAACACAGCACCCAGCUGGUUCAGAACCAGGUCCAACUCAUCCUAAGAGACUGUGAGGUGGAGGACAGAGCACUGAGGGAGCUGCUUCCCAUCCUGCAUAUUGUCAAGCUGAGCUCCAGCAAAGCUCUGCUACUUCAGCUGCUGGACCUUGUGUGUGAGGGGAUUGAAGAGGGGCUGCUGAGGCACACAGAGUCCCUGUGCAGAGCCCUGGAUGGGGAGCUGGACCUCAGUGAGACCAGGCUGGACCAGAAGGCCUGUGGAUCUCUGGCCCUGGUUCUGGAACACUCAGAGGGUCUGUCAGAACUGGACCUCAGCCACUGUCAACUCACAGACCACCACCUACAGCCCCUGAUCACACACCUGCAUAAAGUACAAGUCCUGGACCUGAGUCACAAUGACAUCACUGAUGCUCUGACUGACAGAAUACUCCAACUGGUCUCUACCAACACUUCAAUACACACCGUACGACUCUUCAACAACAGAAUCCAGGACAGAAGACCCUUCCUGACAGACAAGAGGUUUGAGAUCUGGUGAAACAACAUCAGGUCUUAGUCCAGGAAGAGAAGGCUGAAUCCAGGACAGAAGACCCUUCCUGACAGACAAGAGGUUUGACAUCUGGUGAAACAACAUCAGGUCUUAGUCCAGGAAGAGAAGGCUGAAUCCAGGACAGAAGACC
Salvelinus namaycush (lake trout) is the source of this 4303-nucleotide messenger RNA. RefSeq lists its product as uncharacterized. Gene Ontology annotation, molecular function: protein binding. Lineage: Eukaryota; Metazoa; Chordata; Actinopteri; Salmoniformes; Salmonidae. The transcript is spliced from 11 exons. Bases 1 to 4161 code for a protein of 1386 amino acids. The record is from RefSeq and is a predicted model, not a curated record.